Molecule: messenger RNA, 3014 nt
Organism: Anastrepha ludens (Mexican fruit fly)
Lineage: Eukaryota; Metazoa; Arthropoda; Insecta; Diptera; Tephritidae
Gene: Cnx99A
Product: calnexin
Exons: 12
Coding region: 228-2099 (623 amino acids)
Biological process (GO): protein folding
Cellular component (GO): endoplasmic reticulum; endoplasmic reticulum membrane
Molecular function (GO): calcium ion binding
Source: RefSeq, a predicted model, not a curated record
AACCUUUAUUCCUCCAUUAUUCGCAUUCUCCCCUUAAGAAUUUUCUGCACCUUUUUCAUUGAAACAAGGAAAUUGACUGUAGAAGCGAAGCAAAGCGGUUGUUCAUUGAAGUAUUCAAGUUGUCAAUACGAAAUAUAGCACACUCAUUUCGAUUCGUGUGUCGCGGUGUGUGUAUAUAUCAAUAGACAAAUUGGACCAAUUUUGGUGACAACGAAAAAAGUGGCAAAAUGCGAUUUAAACACUUAUUGGGACCUCAUUUAGGCUCAUUGCUGGCUAUUACAUUGCUUCUAGCAAGUUUCUCUUGUGUUCGGGCUGAAGUGGAGCAGGACUUCGCAGAGAUUGAUGAUGACGAUGGCAAAGUAGAAGAGAUGCAUGAUGAUGGCGAGCUGGAGGAAAUUGUCUACGAGAGCCCCGUAUAUGAACAAAGUAAAUUCUACUUUGCCGACCAUUUCGAUGAUAUCGCCGAUUCGCGUAAGCGUUGGGUAAAAUCACAAGCAAAGAAAGAUGAUACAGCUGAGGAAAUUGCCAAGUACGACGGCAAAUGGGACUGGGAGCCACCACAACGCAUAGUAUCGAAGAAAGAUAUUGGACUCGUACUCAAGUCCAAGGCGAAACAUGCCGCCAUCGCUUCAAAACUUAACAAACCCUUCACCUUUAAGCAGGAUAACCCCCUCGUAGUGCAGUACGAAGUAACUAUGCAGGAGGGGCAAGAAUGUGGCGGUUCAUACAUAAAAUUGCUCUCACAAAGCAAGCAGACGGAAGACCUCACAAAGUUCAACGAUAAGACGCCAUACACGAUUAUGUUUGGGCCUGACAAAUGCGGUAGCGACAUUAAAUUACACUUCAUAUUUCGUCAUGUUAAUCCAAUUAAUGGCAGCAUUGAGGAAAAACAUUGCAAAAAGCCAAAGGAUCGCUUGGAGGAGCCUUUCAAGGACAAAUUGCCACAUCUUUAUCAAUUGGUGUUGCGACCCGAUAAUACAUUCGAAAUAAGCGUUGAUCAUAAGAUAGUGAAUCAGGGUUCGCUGCUCUCCGAAUUCACGCCGGCUGUUAAUCCGCCAGCCGAAAUUGACGAUCCUCAGGACAAGAAGCCAAAGGACUGGGAUGAGCGUGAGAAGAUACCAGAUCCCACAGCCAAGAAACCCGCUGACUGGGAUGAUGAUGCGCCACCACAAAUUCCCGAUCCCUCAGCGGCUAUACCUGACGGUUGGCUUGAGGACGAAUCACAAAUGAUACCAGAUCCCACCGCAACCAAGCCGGCUGACUGGGAUACUGAAAUGGACGGCGAAUGGGAAGCACCAUUGAUCGAUAAUCCCGUUUGCGAGAAGGCGCCCGGUUGUGGUGAGUGGAAAGCGCCACUAAUACCAAACAAAGAAUACAAGGGCAAAUGGCGUGCACCGCUCAUCGACAAUCCCAACUAUCAAGGCAAAUGGGCUGCGCGUAAAAUACCCAAUCCGAAUUUCUUUGAAGAUCUCACACCGUUCAGGAUGACACCCAUUUCUGCUGUAGGCCUUGAGCUCUGGUCGAUGUCGGACAACAUCUUGUUUGACAACUUGAUUAUCGCCGACGACAUUGAGUUGGCUAAGGAAUUCGCCGCCAAGACUUUUGAUAUCAAGCGCAAAUACAUCGAUAAAGAGUCGGAGACAUUUUUCAAUAAAAUUGUAGGCUUCUUCAAUGAAAGCUCUUGGCUGUGGCGUGUAGCAAUUGUGCUCGCUGGUGGCACACCGCUAUCAUUAACUUUGUAUCGCUUGUUCAAAAAAUCCGGCUCAAAGGAGUCUAGUUCGGACGCUGAUGCGAAGAAAACCGAUGCCGUGCAACCUGACGAUGAUGCUACGGACAAUUCGAGUGGCAAUGCCGACGCAGCAGCUAACGCCAGCAGCAGCAGCAAUGCUACACAAAAAUCUAGUCCUAAAACCAAAAAGUCUGAUUUAGAUGUUAAAGAUGAGCGAGGUGGUGAUGAGAGCGCUGCCGCCGAAGCAGCAGCUGCAAACAGUGGCAGCGAUCAGAAGGAUUCGCAGGAUGAUGAUGCAGACGAUGCCGAGACUGGGGAAACUACGACGAAAACCGUGCGCAAACGUCGUGUGCCCAAGGAUCAAUCUUAAGGCGAGCGUGCGCUGUGCAACGCAUUUCAACUCAAUAAUUCCAAAAAUAAAAUAUUUAAAUAAAUUUAUAGUAGAAUUGCAGCUGCGUGCUGCGGCAAAAAGUCGCAAACGAAAAAGGGGAAAGUUAUCAAUCACUGCGUGCGUGAUGUGAUGCGGUACGCAUUUCUUUGUAGUUUAGUUUUUAUCUAAGCUCACACAAGCACUUUCUCAACUAAAUCGCAUACCAAACUUGCGCGCUAUGUGAGCUUUUAUUAUUUAAUUUUUUUUUGUUUUUGUUUUUACGUACUUUGUAGUCCAGUUAAUGCGGAAUGAAACAUAAUUGGAGCGCGUGAGAUGUGUGUGAGCGCACAGGCGCGUAUGAAUAGUAAAAUCUCUUUGUGCGUCACACAGACACAUACAAAAUACAUACACACCAAAUAUAUGUAUACUAGUGGGAUAACGGCCAGUUUUAUGGGAGAGAGCUCAUAAACUUUGUAAUUUCAUUAAACAAAAAUUAAAAAUUUCCAGCCAGCCAGCAUUUUUUUAAUUUUUUUUUUUUUUUUGCAAGUUUUAAAAAAAAAAGUAUUAAAAUAAAAUUGGUUUCGUAUUGUUUAUAUUUAGCCAAAUUUUCAUUACAGGAAUUUUCUUCACCAAAUUUAUGUAUUUUCUCCAACAAAUGAAUUCUAAAACAAAGCAAAAAUAUGAAAAUACGAGUAAUAAAAAGAAAAAAAGAAAUAAUGCAAAGAAAAUUCUCCAAAACAGCUACAAAAAAAUUAGUGUAAAGUAAUAUUAGUCGACCUAUGGAAAUAAUCAAACAACAACAACAAGCAUUACUUUAAUUUAAAAUGUAAUUUUUAUUAAAUGCGUAUUUAAUUGUAAUAUUAAUUAACGCCAACAACAACAAUAAAAAUAAUAAACAGUGAACUUUAUAAAAAG